Molecule: messenger RNA, 2434 nt
Organism: Arachis ipaensis
Lineage: Eukaryota; Viridiplantae; Streptophyta; Magnoliopsida; Fabales; Fabaceae
Product: wall-associated receptor kinase-like 22
Biological process (GO): cell surface receptor signaling pathway; protein phosphorylation
Cellular component (GO): plasma membrane
Molecular function (GO): protein serine/threonine kinase activity; polysaccharide binding; ATP binding
Source: RefSeq, a predicted model, not a curated record
CCAUAAAUACUAAAUAGCCCAAGACUAAUUAACGAAACGCAGAGAGGCACCUUUAAGCCACAAUAAUAAUGGUUCUUCAAUUUGGGUUUCAUGUCAUGUUAAUAGUAUCCGCUAUACAUACACUGGCAUCUGCACAAUACGAAUACAAAAAUAGUCGUACAGCGCAACCUGGCUGCAAUUCCACAUGUGGACGUGUUAGUAUCCCUUUCCCAUUUGGAAUGAACGAACCCAAAUGCUAUGCAGACCAGUGGUUCCAAAUAGAGUGCAGGAACCACACACCUUACCUGAAAUCUAUAGGAGUGGAGGUGUCGUCAAUUGAUGUAUCAGAAGGCACGAUUGUAAUCAAGAAUCCAAUUCACCGUUGGAAAUGCAAACACAACAACGCUACUACUACUCAGAAGCAAGUGGUUGACCUGAGAGGAAGCCCCUUCGUGUAUUCCCAGGAAAACAACGUGUUUGUAUCAGUUGGAUGCAAUGGAAUCUCUUUCUUGGUUUCCAAUGGGACGCAAGUUAGCAGCUGCGUUUCGAUUUGCAACGGCGACAAGGACGACGUCGACAGGAUCAUUCAUAUCGGCAAUUGCAACGGCGAAUACUGCUGCGUGACCUCCUUGCCUUCGUAUCUCUCGGAAUUCAACGUGACAACGGAGAGUUUCGGGAUCAACAAUAGUAAUCAUCGUCAUGCGAGUGCGAGUAGUGAUGAUGAGUGCAGCUAUGCGGCGAUUAUGAUAAAACAGUAUAGUUCCGGUUACUAUAUCGGUUACAGUUGGGCUGAAGAUCUGACUCUUUUGGAAACCGUUCCGGCGUUGUUAGAAUGGGAGAUUCGUAACUCAUCAGUAAGGCUCCCUGGAACCUGCAAGAGCAGCAAUGUUACACUUACAUCAUCUUCCAAGAACUCAGCUCGGAGAUGUCACUGCGAACAAGGAUUCAUUGGCAAUCCCUACAUUCCAGGAGGCUGCACCCACUUCAACCCCAACGUCGAUAAUAAUCAGGAUGGAUACCACUACGGCAACCAAAAAAAUAACAGCCGACCAAAAUGGGCUAUAGUAGGUGUUUUCUCGAGUGUUGGAUCUAUCAUUUUACUCAUCGGUUCAUGGAGGGUAUAUAAAAUUAUAAAGAGAAGAAUAGUAAAGAACCGCAAAGAAAAGAACUUUAAAAAGAAUGGAGGUGUGCUGUUAGAACAAAGGAUAUCUUCUGGCGAAAUUAAUGUUGACAAAGUUAAACACUUUACCUUAAAGGAGUUAGAGAAGGCCACUGAUAACUUCAACAUGAACAGAGUCCUCGGUAAGGGAGGACAAGGCACCGUCUACAAAGGAAUGCUUGUAGAUGGAAACCUUGUUGCUGUCAAAAAGUUCAGGGUCCAAGGGAAUGUGGAGGAAUUUAUCAACGAAUUUGUCAUCCUUUCACAAAUUAACCAUAGAAAUGUGGUUAAGUUGUUAGGAUGUUGUUUGGAGAAGGAAAUUCCUUUGCUUGUUUAUGAGUUCAUUCCUAAUGGCAAUCUUUAUGAAUAUUUGCAUGGCCAAAAUGAGGACUUGCCAAUGACUUGGGAUAUGCGUUUGAGAAUUGCAUCUGAGAUUGCAGGAGCUUUGUUUUACUUACAUUCAGCUGCUUCUCAACCAAUUUAUCACAGAGACGUGAAGUCAACAAAUAUUUUGUUGGAUGGAAAGUACAGAGCAAAAGUAGCUGACUUUGGAACUUCUAGAAUGAUCUCUAUUGAAGAUACUCAUCUCACCACUGUAGUUCAAGGAACUUUUGGAUAUCUGGAUCCUGAAUACUUUCAUACUAGUCAAUUGACAGAAAAGAGUGAUGUUUACAGUUUCGGAGUCGUUCUUCUUGAACUAUUAACAGGACAAAAACCGUUAUCCUCCUUAGGACCUAACGAAGCGAAAAGUUUGGCUUCCUAUUUUGUUAUUUCUGUUGAGGAAGAUCGCUUGUUUGACAUUAUUGAUGAUAGGGUGACAAAUGAAGGAGACAAAGAACACAUCAUUGCUGUUGCCAAUCUUGCAUAUAGAUGCUUAGAGCUCAAUGGGAAAAGAAGGCCAACUAUGAAAGAAGUCGCAAGAGAAUUGGAUGAGAUCUGGAAAUUGGAGAGGAAGUCUAAUAAUGCACAACAAAAUCAUCAUGAAGAAAUUGAGUAUCCUGCAAUUGAAUAUCACCAUCCGUGGUUUGCAGAUUCUGCUCCUGAUAUAUGUCCAAGCAACAUAUCACUCACCUCAGAGUCAGAUGUUAUGCAUAUUCUUACCGAAUAAUCGGUAAAUUUUCUUUAGCUGCUUGGUCAUAUUUAUGUAAAAUAAGUGAUUAUGGUUGGAGAUAUGAACUCCAAAACACUAAUUGUAUAAUUGUGUAAUUUUGGUGGAGGAACUCGGUCAGUCUUUUAAUCUUCUUACUUAGGAACUUGUAAGCUUUGCAUUAGAUGAAAAAAAAUUACAGUUGUAUA